Molecule: messenger RNA, 2812 nt
Organism: Phlebotomus papatasi
Lineage: Eukaryota; Metazoa; Arthropoda; Insecta; Diptera; Psychodidae
Product: calcium-binding and coiled-coil domain-containing protein 2
Exons: 2
Coding region: 111-875 (254 amino acids)
Source: RefSeq, a predicted model, not a curated record
AGUUGAUAAGAUAGCUAAUGGUGAGGAGGUACCCGAAACACCCAAGUUAACAGGUGAUUGAACACAAAAUUGAGUGCCUUGUCGGUGAUGCGUAAUAUAAAAGUGGAGCAAUGAACAGUGAUAAGUACGAAGAGGAAAUCUUCAGACUAAAUCAAAAAAUUAAAGAAUUGUUUGGCACUGCAGAGAAAGUCACCAGGGAAAACAACGCCCUGUUCAAAGAGAACAAACUGCUCAACACAGAGUGUGUAAACCUCAGGCGAGAAAAUAUGGAAAAUUCCACUAUUAAUCUCCAGCUGAGAUUAGAUCUGGAAGCAGUGACCGAGCAAAGGGAUGACCUGUAUGAAGCCAAUCAGAAGCUAAAGGUAGGGCUCAACAGGUUGUCGGAGAGAUCAAGAACUCAAGCUGAAACGAUCACUAAGAUGGAGCAUAUGAUCAAGAGCCAAACUGCCAUUAUCAAAGGUCAAGCGGCAGAAUUGAAGGAAUUUAAAUCCAGGCCUGAAAUUAUUAGGGGAUUGGCAGACCUUCCAGCCAGCAUCGCACCAAACCGCCAAUCUGACCCAGUCCUUCUUGAGCAAUUGCGUGAGGAGGUUCAUAGCCUGGAGGAGAAGCUCGACGAGGCGUACGAUGUAAUUGAGGGGUUGGAAUUCGAAUUGGAGAGUUUGGACUUCCUUGAGGCUGAGCAUGAACGCAUGGAGGCAGAAAUUGAGGCACUAAAGCGUGAGAUUCGUCACCAAAAAGACCAAAAUCAACCAGAUGAGGGAGAUGGAGCAGCAAAACCAUGUCCAAGUCAAGAUCCAGAGAAGAAACAUCGUCGUGAGAUGUUGCACAAAAAGCUAGAGGGUCUUCAUCAGAAACAACACAAAAGGGAUGAGUAGUUCUAUGUGGGUCAAUGUUUAAAAUUCUAAUUUAAGAGCAGAACAUUUUGUCUAUUUGUGAUGCAUAUUUCUAAAGAAAAUCAACCAUUACAUAGUCCUGACAUUAUACAAAUGACUAAUUACAAACUCAGAGGUUGUAGUCUCUCUAAACCUAAGUCCAUCCCGAAUGAGGUGGUUUAAUCCCUAGUGAUACAAAAUUAGUUAUGAGAUUUUAUCACAGAUUGUAUAGCGCAAUUUUAUCAAUUUGCAAUGAUUUUAUGUGUCUCUCUCUCGGUCUCUCCUGGCAAUCCACCUUCAGUUAUUCAGGUACUUUGCUGUCCAAUCAGUCCUAAUGUUGGAAUUGUUGUUUUCCCUCUUGCUGACACCACCUUCAAAACCUUUAUCCCCCGCAGCAUGGGGAGAGAGAGAGAGAUGAAAAGUGUUUUGGGAAUUAGUAUGAAAUUCGGAUGAGUAAUAAAUCAUGCUAAUACUUAUAUCACGAACAAUCCAACUUAGACUUUUACCAUCGUUUAUCCUUCCACUCUCCUCCCACGGGAAGGCCUUUACGCCCCCAUUGAUAUGGUAUUCAUUGGGCACAUUCGUACGGAAAGGUUGAUGAUUCAAGAAGGACCUGGAAAUGAGAUAAGAAUUAAUUUGAUAGGUUUGCCCAGGGAAAAUGGCAAUAGGAGUAAAAGGCAUAUGGUAUUCCCACUUGUUUCGAUUGUUGACCACAAAUUCUUGGUGAUGAUUGGAAUAGUGACUCCUCUUGGUCGCACUACGUCCAUCAUCCUCCUCAAAUAGCCCAUUCAGCAUGAGAUUAUUGCGAUAGCUGUUGGAUUUGGCAAGUGGAACAGUGUUGGGAUAUUUCGAUCCACUGCUGUCCUUCCCCAAGGAAACCGUUCCAAAUAAAUCCUCCAGCUUAAUCGACGACAGAGGUUUCUGCUGAUAAUCCCCUCGAACUCUCUUUGUGUUUAUCUUGCUCCUUUUGUGUUAUUUUUUUUUGUGUGUGGGGAGGAUGUUCGUGUCCGAAAAAGAUGGAAUUACAUACAAAAUAGACACUUAACUAUCACAAUUGUGGGAAAAAUAGAAGAAACAAAAAGGAAGGAAGCAAUUAUGAUCAUUUUCAUUGGGAAAUUCACAAUGUCAAUCAAUAAUUGGUGCAUAAAGACCAAUUACAACCAAUAUCCACAGACUUUAGCUUCAAAUCAUCUUGCUGAAACAUCCUAUAUUGGGGAUUUUCCUUAUUCACUACUUUCUGCAUUUAGUACCACGUACAAUCCUACUUUCAUAUCGAUUUCCUCCCCGAUAUAUAGCAUCUCUUUUGGUAAAUGCCCUGGGUCGAGGGGUGAGCAGCUGCAUCACAAUUUCGACAUACACAAAUUUUAUGCACACAUAGAAUCUAAUUUUAAGCUGUUCAAAUCUUUUACAGACCAUCAUGUUUAAUUUAGAACCAUAUGCUCGACAAUUUGAUAUAUCUUCCUGAAUAUCUUGAGGAUUUCUAUAUGAGAAAAUAGGGAUUAAAAUUAUAACUACCUUGACCUAAAAGGAACUACAUGGUAUGAACUUCUCAAGAGUAAUUACUUAUGAUCAAUGUUUUCAUAUGAAUGCACAGCUUUUCCACAACAUUUUAUCACGAAACCAGACCACAUACUACAUAAAAUUAAUUAUUUAGGGUCAAAUAAAAUUGUUUACUUGUAGCUUUUGGAUGGUUUGUUUAAGUGCACUUUCUAAUAAUUUUAAUGCAGAAGAAUACUAAUUAAAAAGUUUUCGUAUUUUUUCAAGAACACGAGACAUUGAGCCUUAUUCUGUUAUUCCGGCAAAUGGUUAAGAAAAAAUAGGGUAAUGUAAAUAUUUUUGUCGCUUUAAACUUUUGUAAUGUUGUAAAUUUUGUAAUUAUUUUAUUAAAAUAAAAUUUUAUAUAGAUAUGCUUUGAAGUAACUUUGAAGCACUUCUCAAAA